AAUCCUGUGAACCCGCCAGCACAGAAACACAAUCUGUUCCCUCCUCGACGCAACACAACACAACACGAAUCCAAAGCGAGAAGCUAACAAAAACCGUACCCUAAUUCAAAACGACCACUUCCACGUGACUUCACUUCCUUCGUUUCACGCUAUACCAAACCUUCUCUUCUACACUAAAAGCCCCCGUUUCGCUCCCGGGCGCAAAUUCAAAACAAUACUCUCGGCGCACGGGAUCACUCACUCCCAUGGCGGACACUGGCGGCGGCGACGACAAUGGCGUUACCUAUCUCCACGGCGACCUCGAUUUGAAAAUCAUCGAGGCGCGCCACUUGCCCAACAUGGACAUCUUCUCCGAGCGUCUCCGCCGCUGCGUCACAGCCUGCGACACUAUCAAAUUCCACUCCGAGGCUCCCGCCGGCGGCGGCGGAGCCGGCCAGCGGAAGCACCACCAUCCGAGGAUCAUCACGAGCGAUCCGUACGUCACCGUUUCGGUGCCGCAAGCCACGGUGGCACGCACGCGCGUGCUGAAGAACUCGCCGAACCCUGUGUGGGAGGAACAGUUCAACAUCCCGCUCGCGCAUCCCGUGGUGGAUUUGGAGUUUCGCGUCAAGGACGACGACGUUUUCGGCGCGCAGACCAUGGGAACGGUCAAGGUUCCGGCGCGGCGGAUUGCCACCGGAGCGAAGAUUUCCGAGUGGUUUCCGAUUCUGUUGCCGUCCGGGAAGCCGCCGAAGCCGGACACGGCGCUGCACGUGGAGAUGAAAUUCACUCCGGUGUGGGAGAAUUUACUGUACCAGCGAGGCAUUGCGGCGGAUCCCGAACACAACGGCGUGAGGCACACGUAUUUUCCGGUGAGGAAGGGGAGUUCGGUGAGGUUGUACCAGGACGCGCAUUGUACCGAAUCUGGUGAAGGGAAGUUACCGGAGAUUAAGUUGGAGAAUGGAAAUGUUUAUAGACACGAGAAGUGUUGGGAGGAUAUUUGUUAUGCUAUAUCUGAGGCUCAUCACAUGGUGUAUUUGGUGGGUUGGUCGAUUUAUCAUAAGGUGAGGCUCGUUAGAGAGCCUACUAGGCCGUUGCCGCGCGGUGGCGAUUUGACGCUUGGUGAGUUGCUUAAGUAUAAGUCUGAGGAAGGGGUGAGAGUGUUGUUGCUGGUUUGGGAUGAUAAAACUUCGCAUGAUAAGGUUUUCCUCAAGACGGCUGGUGUGAUGGGGACUCAUGAUGAGGAAACCAGGAAGUUUUUUAAGCAUUCUUCUGUUAUGUGUGUUCUGUCGCCUCGGUAUGCCAGCAAUAAAAUGAGCUUCUUGAAGCAACAGGUUGUUGGAACGGUCUUCACACACCACCAAAAAUGUGUGAUUGUGGACACACAGGCUGCUGGUAAUAACCGGAAGAUAACUGCUUUUAUAGGAGGUCUUGAUCUAUGUGAUGGUCGCUAUGACACACCCGAGCAUCGUCUGUUUCGUAAUCUUGACGAUGUAUUUGAUGGUGAUUUCCACAAUCCUACAUUUUCUGCUGGAACAAGAGUUCCUAGACAACCAUGGCAUGAUUUGCACUGCAGAAUAGAUGGACCUGCUGCAUAUGAUGUUCUUAUUAACUUUGAGCAGCGAUGGAGAAAAGCAACUAAGUGGAAAGAGUUUGCGAUCCUUUUCAAAAAAUCCUCUCAAUGGCAUGACGAUGCUUUAAUAAGAAUAGAACGCAUCUCAUGGAUAUUAAGUCCUUCUGGUGCUGCUACCUUAAAGGAUAAAUCGGAUGAUUAUACUGUUCCAGAGGAUGACCCUUUAGUAUGGGUUUCUAGUGAAGAUGAUCCUGAAAACUGGCAUGUUCAGAUCUUCCGCUCCAUUGACUCAGGAUCCCUGAAAGGAUUUCCCAAACGUGUUGAUGUUGCUCUGUCCCAGAAUCUUAUCUGUGCUAAAAAUUUGGUUAUAGACAAAAGCAUUCAAACAGCAUACAUUCAAGCGAUCAGAUCUGCUCAACACUUUAUUUAUAUUGAAAACCAAUACUUCAUUGGAUCAUCGUAUGCAUGGCCAGCUUAUAAAGAUGCAGGGGCUGAUAAUCUCAUCCCAAUGGAAUUGGCACUGAAAAUUGCUAGUAAAAUUAGAGCUAAGGAGAGAUUUGCUGUCUACAUUGUUUUACCAAUGUGGCCAGAAGGUGAUCCUAAAACUGGGGCUAUGCAAGAAAUCCUCUUUUGGCAGGGCCAAACGAUGCAAAUGAUGUAUGAUGCAGUUGCUAGAGAAUUGAAAUCAAUGCAGCUUACUGAUGUGCACCCACAAGAUUACCUCAAUUUUUAUUGCCUUGGUAAUCGGGAACACUUUAAUGAAGAUAGUUCAAGCACAAAUGGUGCACAGGUCUCAACAGCAUAUAAAUAUCGCCGUUUUAUGAUUUAUGUGCAUGCUAAAGGGAUGAUCGUCGAUGAUGAGUAUGUUAUAAUUGGAUCUGCUAAUAUAAACCAAAGAUCUAUGGCUGGUACUAAAGAUACUGAGAUAGCUAUGGGUGCAUAUCAACCCCAUUACACGUGGUCAGCAAAGAAAAGACAUCCACAUGGCCAGAUUUAUGGUUACAGAAUGUCACUUUGGGGAGAGCAUCUUGGCAUGUUAGAUGAAACUUUUGAAGAACCAGAGAGAUUGGAGUGUGUGCAUAAAGUGAAUAAAAUUGCAGACAACAAUUGGAAAUUAUUCGCUUCUGAAGAUUUCUCACUUUUGCAGGGACAUCUUCUUAAGUAUCCUGUACAGGUAGAUUCCGAUGGGAAGAUUAGAUCCCUACCUGACUGUGAGAAUUUCCCCGAUGCCGGGGGUAAGAUACUGGGGGCUCACUCCACGACAAUUCCAGAUAUCCUAACAACUUAAACUCCUGAAUUCAUGUCGUUGAAGAUUUGUAAAGAUUGUGAUUUGUUGCCUGCCCCUUCCUGAGAAAGAGGACAGAAAAAGAAGUUGGGGGUAAAGUUAUGUAGCUUUCUGUACUUAAAAAUGAUUGUUCAGAUCACUUGUAAAUCUUUCACACAGAAUUGAUUCAUAUUUUGAAAGGAUCACCAGUUUAUAGAUAUCCGUUACCCUGUCCUCCUUUAUUUGGUCA
Glycine soja is the source of this 3066-nucleotide messenger RNA. RefSeq names its product phospholipase D delta-like. The coding region runs from base 246 to 2840 and encodes 864 amino acids. Gene Ontology annotation, biological process: phosphatidylcholine metabolic process; phospholipid catabolic process. The transcript has 10 exons. Lineage: Eukaryota; Viridiplantae; Streptophyta; Magnoliopsida; Fabales; Fabaceae. Gene Ontology annotation, cellular component: plasma membrane. The record is from RefSeq and is a predicted model, not a curated record. Gene Ontology annotation, molecular function: calcium ion binding; D-type glycerophospholipase activity.